AUGGGUCGAGGGAAAAUUGAGAUACGGAAGAUUGAGGAUGUCAACAGCAGGCAAGUGACUUUCUCGAAGAGGCGAACUGGGCUUUUGAAGAAGGCGUUUGAACUUAGCGUGCUCUGUGACGCCCAAGUCGCUGUCAUCAUUUUUUCCAAUACUGGAAAGUUGUUUGAGUUUGCCAGUUCCAGCAUGCCCCAAAUACUUUCAAGAUACAAUAAAGGCUUGGAGACUACUAAUAAUACCAGUGCUAAUGUCAUUAAGCCAGAGGAAGUGAAGGAACAUGGUCUUACAAAGGAUCUGAAGAGGCUGCAAAUGAAACAAUCACAGCUAUUGGGCAAGGACCUUACUGGUUUGGGUCUCAAAGAAUUGAAGGAACUGGAACAGCAAUUGAAUGAAAGCCUAAUUGCAAUAAAGGAGAGAAAGGAGCAGAUAAUUGCUGAACAAUUAGAAUUGUCAAGGAUCCAGAUCGCGGAGCUUAAACCUUCGCUUCAAUCAUCUGGUUGUCCAGCUCCAGUUCAUGUUGAAAACCAUCUAGCAGAUAAGAAAGACAUCUCAGCUAACGCAAAUCUGCACAGAAAACAGGAUUAUUCAAUUGAGAAUCAAGAUACCAACUUGUGUUUGGGAUUAUCAAUACCUACUAACACAAAGAGGAAGCCGACUGAGGCAGCUGAAGACAACCUUGUGGGGGCUCAAAAGAGGAAAAAGAGAACUUGUUGA
Messenger RNA from Oldenlandia corymbosa var. corymbosa, 711 nucleotides. Lineage: Eukaryota; Viridiplantae; Streptophyta; Magnoliopsida; Gentianales; Rubiaceae. The record is from the annotation of a GenBank genome assembly.